GCCCCGUACGCAUCGUGGUCACGAUGCCAAGUUCCCCGGCAUGGCCAUCACAUACGCCCUCAUGCAACGGUUAGAAGAGCUUACUGAUGCUGAGCCCGACCGUGUCCAGAUCCUCAAGAAGGCUCGCGUGACCUCCAUCAACAAGUCUGGAAACAAUGUGACUGGUGUGACUUACGAGUACAAUGGCGAGACCCAUACCGCGGAGGGUGUUGUCGUUCUGGCCACUGGUGGCUACGCCGCUGACUUCGGUGACGGCUCCCUUCUGAAGCAGCACCGCCCCGACACCUUCGGUCUGUCCAGCACCAACGGCACCCACGCCACCGGUGAUGGCCAGAAGAUGCUGAUGGAAAUUGGUGCCAACGGUAUCGACAUGGACAAGGUCCAGGUCCACCCCACGGGUCUCGUGGAUCCCAAGGACCCGACCGCCAAAUUCAAGUUCCUGGCUGCUGAAGCCCUGCGUGGUGAGGGUGGUCUGCUCCUCAACUCAGACGGCCAGCGGUUCUCGGAUGAGCUGGGCCACCGUGACUACGUCUCGGGACAGAUGUGGAAGGAGAAGGAGAAGGGCAAGUGGCCCAUCCGCCUCGUGCUUAACAGCAAGGCGUCCAACGUCCUCGACUUCCACACUCGCCACUACUCUGGCCGUGGUCUGAUGAAGAAGAUGACAGGCAAGGAGCUGGCCAAGGAAAUUGGUUGCGGCGAAGCAGCCCUCCAGAAGACGUUCGACGAUUACAACCUCAUUGCCGACGGCAAGAAGAAGGACCCCUGGAACAAGCGUUUCUUCCACAACCUGCCUUUCAGCAUCGACGACACCUUCCACGUGGCUCUGAUGGAGCCUGUUCUGCACUUCACCAUGGGUGGUAUUGAGAUCAACGAGCACGCCGAGGUUCUCAACUCGGAGCAGCAGCCAUUCGAUGGUCUCUACGCUUGCGGUGAGCUUGCUGGAGGUGUGCACGGUGCCAACCGUCUGGGCGGCUCUUCCCUGCUAGGCUGUGUUGUGUAUGGCCGGGUCGCGGGUGACCGUGCUAGCCAGUACCUCUUCCAGAAGCUGCUCUCUGGCGGUGCCUCCACUGCCGCACAGCGACUGGGCCAGAUUUCCCUGCACAUCGACCCGGCCACUCCGGGUAAGUUCUCUGUUGAAUGGGCCGGAAGCGGUGGUGGUCAGGUCGCCGCAGGUGCCGGAACUCCCGCUGCCUCGGCCCAGCCCGCCAAAUCGGCCGCAACCCCUGCAGGUGCCGCUGAGACGGCCAAGCCGAAGGAGCCCGCCAAGUUCUCGAUCCCUGAAAAGGAAUACUCAAUGGAGGAGGUCGCCAAGCACAACAAGAAGGAAGACCUAUGGAUUGUAGUCAAGGGUGUCGUGCUGGAUGUGACCAACUGGCUGGACGAGCACCCGGGUGGAGCUAACGCCCUCUUCAACUUCAUGGGCCGUGAUGCCACAGAAGAAUUUGCGAUGCUCCAUGACGACGAGGUCAUCCCCAAGUACGCUGCCCAUAUUGUCAUCGGCCGUGUCAAGGGUCAGACCCCUAGCCUCGAGCUGUAAAAACAUGACAUAGAACGAAGAUAUAUCGGUUGGGAAGAGAAAACAACCAUGCAGCCAUUUUGACACAUACCCAUUUUUGUUGAUUUCCUGUUGAGCAUGCCCAUGGUGAUGAUGGUUUCAGGACUACGGCUUCGCGUCCUUUAUGUUAUUUUUCCAGUAUGUAAGAUACAAUUUAUUCCAAUUGUUCUUAGACAAAUCAGGUCAUCAUAGUUUCGAAAUAUUCUCAGCAUGAUAACAGCAAAUGGCUGUUCCAUCGGCUGCAGUAAAUUUUCGGGGCCAGUGU
Molecule: messenger RNA, 1820 nt
Organism: Aspergillus sclerotioniger CBS 115572
Lineage: Eukaryota; Fungi; Ascomycota; Eurotiomycetes; Eurotiales; Aspergillaceae
Gene: osm1
Product: putative fumarate reductase Osm1
Exons: 2
Coding region: 41-1537 (498 amino acids)
Source: RefSeq, a predicted model, not a curated record